Molecule: messenger RNA, 1392 nt
Organism: [Candida] anglica
Lineage: Eukaryota; Fungi; Ascomycota; Pichiomycetes; Serinales; Debaryomycetaceae
Source: the annotation of a GenBank genome assembly
AUGUCGUCGCUAUCACUGCUGGCAUUCUACGACGAUAUUUCCUCAUCGUUGAACUGCUCGGUAUAUACCUUGACUUCGGGAAGUAUAGUGCUAGAUUGGAUAAAUGGUUCCACAUCUUCAAACUAUACAAGUGGUUUACUUCCGGCCUUUUACAUAACAAAUUGUUCUAUGGAAUCACUUUUGGAAUAUACCACCCUGCGAAACUUUUCCAAUAUAUCGCGAGUAUCAGAAAUGCAACUGGGAAACGAUCUUGGUAGUUCAUUGGUGUCGUUACUUUUCACUGUUAGUGGGUCUUGUGUGCUGUGUUGGAUGCUCUCAUUACUUUUAUAUUUAUCUCCUCGACACAAACAAAAACCAUUCCUGACCCAUAUAGCGACCUUAUUCUAUUCGGUGGUAACGUCAAUUUUAUUAUCACAAAUCACCAAUGCUUCAGCAAGACAAUAUUAUGCAGAUACACUAGAUAUUGUUGAUCUACAUAAUAGCAUAUAUCAAUCAUUCAGUUUCCGCAUCCCAAUAUCGAUCUCACAACUAUUGACCCAUCUAGCGUUCUUUGAAAUAGUUUUGCAUCUCACUAGACCAAAAUUCCGUUGGUUAUCGAUAGUAUUCGGGACAAUCUUGACGGCAACAUACACUAUACUACAACUAAUUUUUGAAAUUAAAUAUGAUGAUGUUUAUGCCCACAAGGUUCAUGAAGAAGAACUAAAUCUCUCGUGGAGAAUAGCCUUGGUGGCCAUUAAAAUGGUUAUUAUAUGUGGUGUUGCAAUUACAUUAUUUUGGUAUACAACAUACGUUAAGAAUCCCAGAAAGAUUUCUUAUUCGAAAAGAGUGGUAUCCAUAGCAUUUCUAGCAUGGUUUAUGCUUGUUGCACAACUAGUACUUCUAGUGUUGUCUGUGACAUAUUUGCAGAAACAAUGGUUACUUAAAUACUGGAUUAUUUAUUUACCAUAUAUUGUGGAAAUAUUCCUCCUUACGAUAAUUUGGGAAUGGAUAUAUAUUAUGGCCAUGCUUGAAAAAAGAGAUGAAAUCUCAGGUGUUUUGGGUCGUAGAAUAUCCAUGGAUGACGUUACAAGUUUGAAUCUGAACCUACAAUAUCCCAAUAAGAAAGGUUCACUUUUACGGGGAUUAAGAAAAAGUUUUACAGAGAAGAAGACUAAAAAAUCACAGCAAAAUAUAUCUAUUGAAAGCACUUCAAGCAGAUUGGUAUCAUCGGAAUCAUCAGAUACAAAGACCGAUGAUCGCGGACAAAUUAAACAACUGACUUCCAGGGAAUCAGAAGAACAAUCACAACAGGAAUUCUUAAUACGGAAUAGCAUCGAUCUUGGUGACGCAACUUCUCAUCAAGAAGUUGACUACAGCUAUGAUUUCUCCGAUUCGAACUCUGAACAUGAUUAA